This is a messenger RNA of Daucus carota subsp. sativus, 973 nucleotides long. RefSeq lists its product as uncharacterized. Gene Ontology annotation, cellular component: UDP-N-acetylglucosamine transferase complex. The transcript is spliced from 6 exons. Gene Ontology annotation, biological process: dolichol-linked oligosaccharide biosynthetic process. NCBI's taxonomy places the organism in Eukaryota, Viridiplantae, Streptophyta, Magnoliopsida, Apiales, Apiaceae. The record is from RefSeq and is a predicted model, not a curated record. Gene Ontology annotation, molecular function: N-acetylglucosaminyldiphosphodolichol N-acetylglucosaminyltransferase activity. The coding region runs from base 228 to 794 and encodes 188 amino acids.
GGGAGUGUUUAGUUCUAUACAUAGUUACCUAUUUAUUCCAGUGACCGUUGACAAACAAACACCAGACGGAUGCUCAGAAAUCACCUGCAAUUAGCCGGAAAAGAACCUACCGGAGAGCGCCGGCCGAUUAACUGAACCAAGAUUCCGGCAAAGCUUCUAAAUUUUAAGGCGUUGAAUGACUGAUAUUAGUAUCAGCACAGAAAUGCGAUAGUUCUUCCCUUCACAAUAUGGAAAUUAACGUGGUAACUAUAAUUACUGUAUUUAUCUCGUUAGUUGUGUUUCGCAUUUGUUAUGUCGUCUACUGGAGCAGCAAACCAUUUCGAACUAAGUCUACAAAUUCUCUUAGUACACUGAUCAUCCUGGGCUCAGGGGGUCACACAGCAGAGAUGCUAAAUCUCUUGUCGGUUUUGCAAGAAAACCGACUAUAUCCAAGAUACUACAUUGCUGCUGCCACUGAUACUAUGAGUCUCCAGAAAGCGCGUGUGUUUGAGGACUCUUUAGCUGAUAAGAGGGGAAGUAAGACAGAAGAAACUGCUCAGUUCAUGCGGAUAUAUCGAAGCCGUGAAGUAGGCCAGUCGUAUGUAACUUCUGUUGGAACUACCAUUUAUGCAGUUGCUCAUGCCCUGCUGCUGAUGAUAAAAAUCAAGCCCCAAGUGAUUCUAUGCAAUGGCCCUGGGACUUGUAUACCUUUGUGUGCAAUCGCAUUUUUUUUCAAGGUUCAGGUUAUCAGAAUCAAAUGUGCUGGGAAUAAGGUGGUCAUCUAUCUUCUAUGUGGAGAGCAUAGCACGAGUUAAGAGGUUAUCUUUAAGUGGUAUUAUUCUCUACAAAUUACACAUGGCUGAUCAGUUAUUUGUGCAGUGGCCACGACUGCAAAGAAAGUAUCCACGAACUCAAUAUGUGGGCCGUCUAAUGUAAUUGACUGACCUCGUCAUUCCUACGAUGACCACUUCAUUGUAUGAAACUUUUUGUCUGA